Molecule: messenger RNA, 1611 nt
Organism: Aphis gossypii (cotton aphid)
Lineage: Eukaryota; Metazoa; Arthropoda; Insecta; Hemiptera; Aphididae
Product: lysosomal acid phosphatase-like
Exons: 7
Coding region: 161-1318 (385 amino acids)
Biological process (GO): dephosphorylation
Molecular function (GO): phosphatase activity
Source: RefSeq, a predicted model, not a curated record
AUUUUUCUUAUGCAAACUGAGCAAACACACAGCAGUUAUUUUUAAUUAGGAACGUAUUUUGUACGUGCGAAUUUUUGUAAAAUUAAAGAAUUUGAGCAAAUUUUAUGCAAAUUGGUCAAAAACUUUAUGUGUUAUUAGCUUUUCAUACGUUCAAAGAAUUAUGGCACUAGAUUUCAAAAAAGUUUUAAUCGUUGGUUUUUCUAUCAUUAUUGUUGGUAGUGUUCUAUUUAUUUUUGCUGUGCGAUGGGAUCGACAAACUAAUCAUAUCAUUGGACCAGGACGAUUUUCAGAUCCUACACUCAAAUCUGUCUCCAUACUAUGCCGUCAUGGAAAUAGAGGGCCAAUGUUCAAAUACAACACAGAUCCAUACAAAAAUAUUUUUCCUGAAGGACUUAUGGGAUUAACUAAAAAAGGAAAGCAAAAUAUGUAUAAAAAAGGGCAAAUAUUACGACGUUUAUACAAUGGGUUCUUAAGUGACUUAUAUUUGGAAAGUGAGAUUUUAAUCAAAACUACCAACACAAGUCGGACGUUCAUGACAGCGGCAAUGGUUUUAGCUGGAAUUUAUCCACCAAAAGAUUAUCAAAAAUGGUCAGACUCAGAAACUGUUUGGCAGCCUAUUCCUAUUCACAACGAUUCGCCAGAUCGCGGAAUAUUAUUUGGUAGUAAUGGAGUAUGUCCGUCUAUUGAUUCUUUCAAUAAAAAUCAUGAUCAAAUAGUUAAUAAUAUUAUAGAGUCGGACGAAAAUAUAAAAUCAUUGAUGUCAUAUUUAUCUGAAAAAUGCGGACAGCCAAUCACCGGUAAAAAUGUUUUAAAACUAUACGACCUUUUUGUGUGCCAGAUGGCUGAAGGUUCACCACUACCGGAAUGGAUUAAACCUCACCACAUUGCAACAAUAAAAUCAAUUAUUUCAAAAAAAGAAUUUACAGAAUUUUUUUUUGAAAAUACGAGUAUGCAAAAACUAUACAUAGGACCUCUGCUAAAUGAAAUUGGUUUAAACAUGGAAUCGAGUUCAAAUAAUAAUGAUACAAGAAAAAUGUAUCUUUAUUCGGGACACGAUAUUAGUAUAUCUAUGGCAAUAAGUUUUCUUGGCAAUAUUAUUGAGAUUCCUGGAUUUGGUGCUUCAUUACAUUUUCACAUGUAUCACGAAGUAACAAAUGGAUAUAUAGUUAAGGUACUCUAUUUUGAUCAAUGGGAUAAUGAAAAAGGAAAAGAAGUUAUAAUACCUAAUUGUGGUAAUCCCUGCAAAUUUGAAGACUUCAAAACACUCUUGGCCAUAAAUUUUUCUGAAAAAUGGGAAAAUGAGUGUCAAAAAGUAUAAAACUACUAACAUAAUAAUUUCUUAUUUUAGUUUAUUCUCUUGCCUGCCCAAUGUUAAAUUGCUUUAAAUUAUUAAAAAGUUAUGAAAUAUUUUUAAAUAAAUAUGUUACUCAGUGGUGUGGCAUGUAUAUAAGCCGUGUAUAAGCGUUGUGUGUUGUUAUUUCAGUUGUUAAAUGUUAUGACCGUUAUGUGUAUUACAUCUUUAUAUUGUUAUGGGACCAAAUUAAAAUGCAACUUAAAUCUUGAAUAAGUUCUAAUAAUAUAAAAUUAUAUAUUACUACAUUUUUUUCUGAA